AUGUUCGUCAGUAGGACACUAGUCAAGUUGAUAUUUAGCAACGUUGAUUGGUGGCCUGGAGCUGAAGGAACUUUUUUGCCUAAGCUUAAAACUCUAGUGGUUAACGGAUUUUUUUGCUCGGAUAAGCUUGAGAUGAUUCUCCCCGCUUUCCCUGUGCUUGAAGAGUUAUACAUAAAAGACAUUGUGUGGAGAGGUUCGGGUGAUUCAGUGUCAAGUGCAAGCCUUAAGAAGCUAACUAUCCAUGCCUUGGGUUGUGAAAGCAUGACAGUACAUAUUACAAAUAGCAUGAGCAUUUCUUUUGAUACUCCAAGUCUGCUUUACCUUGAGUAUUCUGAUAAAGUUGCGAGCGACUAUCCCAAAGUUAACUUGCCUAUUUUAGUUGAGGCUGUAAUCGACCUUGAUAUACGUGAUUAUACAAUGCUAGACAGAGAGCGAAAUGCUGAUGGAUUUAGGAACUAUGUUGUUCUGUCAUGUGGAAAUUUGUGUAAGCUCAUGACUGGCAUAAGAAAUGUGAAGACACUUACGUUUUCUUGUGAAACUCUCGAGUUAUUUUCUCUAUGCUUUGAAUCGAUGCCUGUGUUCAACAACCUCAAAAGGUUACGAAUUAGUGGGAGUCGCCCUCCAGUGGGAUGGCAAGCAAUGCCGGUUCUCUUACAAAACUGUCCACAUUUAGAAACUCUACACAUAGAGUGUCUUCGUAUUUGUGACUGCAUUUCUUUGGAGGAGAAUGGUGGUUGGCUCACGUCUUGUCCGGUGGAAAAGAUAGUGGAAGAGAUACAGAUUGAAAUGUUUAGAGGGACAAAGGGAGAGAUUGGAAUGAUAAAGCAUAUGUUGGAGUCUUUCUCGGGUUUGAAGAGGAUGACGUUGUAUGCCGGAAGGGAUUAUCCUACAGAUAUCUUUGAUCUUGUUGUGAAGAUGGUGAAUCUAUGCAAUGAGAGUUACCGAGCUGUGGUGAACACUUCCUGGUGUGUGAUUCGCCCGAUAUCUGAAGUAGACUCUAGUUUGAAAUAGUUGGAAAAGUCUAAAAGAGUCAACUGCUGGUUAUCGAUCCAUCUGAACUGAAAUUUGUA
Molecule: messenger RNA, 1070 nt
Organism: Raphanus sativus (radish)
Lineage: Eukaryota; Viridiplantae; Streptophyta; Magnoliopsida; Brassicales; Brassicaceae
Product: F-box/LRR-repeat protein At3g58930-like
Exons: 3
Coding region: 1-1011 (336 amino acids)
Source: RefSeq, a predicted model, not a curated record